This is a messenger RNA of Bolinopsis microptera, 2539 nucleotides long. RefSeq lists its product as uncharacterized. Bases 152 to 2056 code for a protein of 634 amino acids. The transcript has 15 exons. The record is from RefSeq and is a predicted model, not a curated record. Lineage: Eukaryota; Metazoa; Ctenophora; Tentaculata; Lobata; Bolinopsidae. Gene Ontology annotation, molecular function: protein binding.
AGUGUGAUAAGAGAAAAGCCGUAGAUCCUGCAACCACUCCUCCCUCCUGCUACCUUCCACCACACUCCUUCUACCCCACAACCUAGUAACCAGCCAGUAACCAGCUAGUAACCAAGUAACCAGAUAGUGACCUAGUAACCACCCCACUAUAAUGUAUACCAGUACAGAGCCGUUUACAACCCCUAUUAUCUGCGCCAAGAUACACUGCAUGGCGUGGCUGCCUGACCCUGAUGGCGGCGGUCUGCUGGCUACUGGAAACACAAGUUCAGCCGUAUCAGUAGCUAUUGUUAACGAGCAGAAGCAGCUAAACAACUCAAACUCUUACAAAGUCUGUGUUCUGAAACCGGUGUUAAGCGCUAUCCAGCACCCUCUCCGACCCCAACUAAAGGACGUGACCCACGUGUCAUGGAGUAAAAAGUACCAGUUCCUGGCCAGUUGUCAUGGUUACAACCACGUGCUCAUUUGGGACAGACAUGGAAACAGGGUCACAAACAAACCUGUAGUUAUUAUCAGAGACGAGUCGCAGGAUACUAGUAGAAUAGUGCCAGCCUGUACAGUGAGAUGGGCUCACACCAAACCAACACUGUUAAUUACCUACGAGGACGGCAUUAUGAAACUUGUCAAAGUGACUAGUGAGACUAAUAGCUCGCAUAUCAGUGUGGAUAAUAUCUCCUUCUCCGACGCGUAUUACAAUAACGCUCUUUACAACGGAGCUGAGAUAGAACCGGAGGUGGGAGUUAAACUGAAGAGCUCCUGUUGGUCCCACCACGACGAGGUAGUGUACAGUGCUGCGGAGAAUACUAAUGAAAUUGUUGUUACUAGUGUAGCUGAGAGAAGGAUCAUCGCCAAAAUACCUAUAGAUACCAGGGUCGAGGAGCUACACUCAUGGUACUGCACUGAAAGAGGACAGUUGCUAAUAGUCCACCACCCCUCUGCUGCUAUUACUAUAAUGAACCUGGACUCGGAGUACCACAAGAUUGAGGAGCAACAUGUGUUAACUCCGUUCUCUAUCGGCUCUACCAAGAUGGCGGUGCGAGUAACGGACGGUAUGAUAGCUAUAGGGGGUAGUGUAAACAGUUUGGGUGCCAACAUGGUCUGUAUUUACCACAAUAGAGGGAGUCUCAUGAAGAGGGUCGUCACUCCCUGCGAUAAGCCUAUCUCAGCUAUUUGCUGGGUGGGUAGAUCCUCGCUGUCGGUAGCAACAAAGAACCACGUCCACAAUAUAACAGUCAGCAAGUCAAUACCUUCCCUGGAGUUCCUCGCCAGUCAGGCAGUAACGAACCUUCAAAAGAAAGCAGCUUCUCCAAAACUACCUGUUAAUAUCAGAAUGAACUUUGAAAAUACUAAGCGUACCUUACCGAAAAACACGCCGCGCGUAUUCUCUGACACGGACAGCGCAAGUCAGUGUACUCUACGAGUGGUGCGGGGCGUUAGUUCACUACAGGAGGCCCAGUUCAUGGUUGCAGAGGUAGGAGGAGAAGCUGUAGCCCUAAGAGCAAUCAAACAAACAGCCCUCAUGUCCCUAGGGGUACACUACGAGAUAAUGUUACGAAACGACUGUAUGAGAACGGAUGAAAAUCAGCUGAACCUUAUUAACCGACACAGCAACUCACCCCCUAGAGUGCUGAACUGUUCGUACAGUGAUAACUUUACGCUGGCUCUCAGGAUGUCUCAUAAACCACUCAGCAGAGGCACUACCCUGGUCAGUUCCCUGGGAAACAAGUCCACGUUAUUCUACGGUCUGCACUACUCUGAGAAAAGGAGCCUACUCACUGUCCAUCUAUACAACAGCUCUGCAGGAACCGCGACCCCUGGUUCUCCGACAGAGAACGACACUGCCCCGUACGUGGAGGCUACAGGACUGAUACACCGACCUGCGGCGGGGAAUGAUGAUCCCAACCACACUCGCAGUGUAGUGCUCCUACAUCAGGAGAUAGAGGUCUUCCAACUACUAAAGUGGCAAAAGGGGAGUUACAGUGUGCGGUACAAGUCUCCAUUCUCCAUGUGCGCAGCCUUCUGUACCGCAGUCAGCUGCAUCUCCAGAAAACUUAUAUAAACAUCACGUGGUGUUACCUUGACAACGUGUGAUUACCUUGACAACGUGUGAUUACCUUGGCAACGCGUGAUUACCUUGGCAACGUGUGAUUACCUUGACAACGCGUGAUUACAUUGACUGCAGUAACCAUGAUGGGUGUGAUAUGAUCCGCUGUUACUAUUUUACAAAGAUUUCAGAUUAUCGGUUGAUAUUGAUAAAUAAAUUUGUAUUUUAUUAGGCGGUUUGAUUUUAUUUUAUGUAAUUGUAUGGGAUGUAAUUUUACAAGAUUAACGAAGUAACUUUUUACUUCGCUGAUUAUUUCGACUUGAAAAUGACUACUAAACUACGACGAUAAGGAUUUGGUAACAUUGAAAAUGCUUAGGUCGAUUUGAGGGCGGACCCUAAACGAAAGAUUUUUGUCAUAAAUUCAUAAAUCAAUAUAAAAUAAUUCAAAAUAUUGCUUUCUCAUAAAAUUUUCAAUCGACCUAGCUGCAAGAAUUUGAC